AUGGGAUCAAAGGAGCAAUCACUUGCUCUCGUGGUGGUUCUCAUCGUGGCAGCAAUGCUACUUCAGUGUACAGAAUCGCUGGUGCCGUUUGGAGCCAACUACGGGGCCUCCACUGACGCAACCCACACGAGAGUUCAGGCCGGAGGAGACCAUGUGGACCUUGUUCUGGAUGCUACAUCAGCUGCAGCGUUUGCGUCCAAGAACAAAUACUUGUUCGGAAGCAUUGGAAUGGGAACCAAACUUGUGCCGGGGAAUUCGGCAGGCACCGUCACUGCAUACUACUUAUCAUCUGAAGGUGGUCAAUCAGUGCGAAGCGUGCACGACGAAAUGGAUUUUGAGUUUCUCGGGAACUCCUCUGGCCAACCAUACAUUCUACAGACGAAUGUAUUUGCUCAGGGCAAAGGCGACCGGGAGCAGAAGAUCACGCUUUGGUUUGACCCAACUGCUGAGUACCAUAGUUACUCUCUUCUCUGGAAUAAGAACAUCAUUGUAUUCUAUGUGGAUACCGUCCCAAUCCGUGUCUUCAAAAACAACGAAGCCAAGGAUGUUCCUUUUCCCAAUAACCAAGGCGUAGGGAUCUACGCGAGCUUGUGGGAUGGAAGUGCAUGGGCCACCCAAGGAGGAAGCGUUCCAUUGGACUGGAAAGCCGCCCCAUUCGUCGCGUCUUUCAAAGGCUUCGGGGUGGACGCAUGUGCUGUUGGUAAUUCCGUUGCAGCUUGCACGGCUGGCAAUGGCAAUUGGUGGGACUCCGAACAGUACCAAGAUCUGAAUGCCAACCAGAUUCGUCAACUUAAGAAUAUUCGGCAGAAGUAUGUUUUGUAUGACUACUGCACUGAUACUGAGCGAAAUUUGGUAACAACGGAAUGUGCCAGCAACUGGUACGAGUGAAGAUCGUUUCUGAUAGGAUACUAGGGUGGAGUGACCAUAGUCUGAGUCACGUACAGGGUGAAUAAUUCACGGCAACACAGUGCCACUGCGAUUGUGAUGAAUGACCAGUAAGCCGGCCGAUUAGGAAUCAACCGUAAUUUACUGUGAAGA
Molecule: messenger RNA, 1038 nt
Organism: Physcomitrium patens
Lineage: Eukaryota; Viridiplantae; Streptophyta; Bryopsida; Funariales; Funariaceae
Product: xyloglucan endotransglucosylase protein 2
Biological process (GO): xyloglucan metabolic process; cell wall biogenesis
Cellular component (GO): cell wall; apoplast
Molecular function (GO): hydrolase activity, hydrolyzing O-glycosyl compounds; xyloglucan:xyloglucosyl transferase activity
Source: RefSeq, a predicted model, not a curated record